Aspergillus puulaauensis is the source of this 1377-nucleotide messenger RNA. RefSeq names its product VOC family protein. The transcript has a single exon. Gene Ontology annotation, molecular function: oxidoreductase activity. NCBI's taxonomy places the organism in Eukaryota, Fungi, Ascomycota, Eurotiomycetes, Eurotiales, Aspergillaceae. The record is from RefSeq and is a predicted model, not a curated record. The coding region runs from base 1 to 1377 and encodes 458 amino acids.
AUGGCACCCACCAUUUCCAAAGACGAAACAAGGGCAAUGUUCGCCUCCGCUCUAUCAGAAAUGUAUCGCCGUGAGGUCCCCCAGUACGGAACCCUCCUUGAGCUCGUCUCCGACAUCAACAACCGCAAUCCCUGUGCAAACGGCGUCACCAGCAGCGCCCCCUUGCAGAGGCAGCCUCGCAUAGAGGUUGAACGCCACGGCGCAAUCCGACUAGGCAAGCCCGAGGAACUAGCUACGAUGCGCCGCCUGUUUGCCAUUAUGGGAAUGUAUCCGGUAGGCUAUUACGAUCUAACUGUCGCCGGCCUACCCGUACACGCGACAUCGUUCCGGCCGAUUUCACACGCAAGUCUCUCCAAGAACCCAUUUCGAGUAUUUACUUCGUUACUGCGGUUGGACAUGGUCAGUGAGAAGGGCGGGCUACGCGCCAGAGCCAAAGAGAUCCUAGACCAGCGGCAGAUUUUCACGCCUCGAUGUUUAGAAUUACUGGAGGAACUGGAAUCAAAGGGGUCGUAUCCCAGGGAAAAGGCCGAAGAGCUACUGCAAGAAGCCCUGGAGACAUUCCGCUGGCACAAGUCCACCACAGUCGACAAGGACACAUAUCAAGCCCUACAAGCGGCGCAUCCUCUCGUCGCAGACGUCGUCUGCUUUCGCGGUCCACAUAUAAACCAUCUUACGCCGCGCGUGGUGGACAUUGAAGCUGCACAGAUUGAAAUGCAAAAACGGGGGCUUAAUGCAAAAGAUCGCAUUGAGGGACCGCCGGUAAUGAAAUGGCCAAUACUCCUCCGACAGACAAGCUUCCUGGCGCUUGAAGAGCGGAUUACGUUUUCCGAUGGCACGCAUCAGGCUGAUGGGAAGCAUAAGGCGCGGUUUGGUGAAAUCGAGCAGCGAGGAAUGGCCCUGACGCCGAAGGGCCGGCGGCUGUAUGAUGAAUUAAUGGGACGUUUUCAUCGCAGCAGCAAUGAUCUUCAACGCCAGACGGGGCCAGAUCCCAGGUCAAGCGAUGACAUUCUCCGUGAAAUAUUCAAGGGAUUUCCAGACGACUUGGACACGCUCCGUCGGGAGGAACUGGCUUACUUCCGCUACCAUGUGCAGACACCACCAGCAAACAGUAACAAUAGAAACCUAGAGGCCUUGAUCGAUGCAGGCACAAUACAGGUCGAGCCGAUCACAUAUGAGGACUUCCUCCCUAUUAGUGCUGCUGGGAUCUUUUGCUCGAAUCUCGGCUCGAUGUGUGCAACCAGUAAAGCUGCCAAUUCGGAUCGCACGGCUUUUGAGCAAGCUUUAGGCUGCACUGUGCAGAGCGAGUUUGAAGUUUAUGGAGCCAUCCAGAAGCAAAGUAUAGAUGAGUGUUGGGAGAUUCUGAAAUGCACAAAUUAG